This is a messenger RNA of Mesorhabditis belari, 2658 nucleotides long. Lineage: Eukaryota; Metazoa; Nematoda; Chromadorea; Rhabditida; Rhabditidae. The record is from the annotation of a GenBank genome assembly.
AUGCGAGAGAUCUUCUCAAACGAGUUGUCCGCUGCCUUUCGCUCUUCGUCUCGGGUGGUGGUGGUGGCCAAAUCGGGUGGUGGUGGCUCGUCGGGUGGGAUUUUGGGUAUUGUUGUUCGAGAAGCAAUCAUGAGUGGCAACCGACCACACUUAUUCUCCAAUCAGAUUGAGGUUCAAAAUCUUCAACUCAGCCAGCUACAUGAAAUACUGGCUAUUAUUGGCUAUUCAAAAGCAACGCCGGAUCUCUACUGUGCGAAGAAGCGCCGUUAUCAUGAUCACCAAGCGGAUGUUUUUCUUAUACCAAUCUUGCGCAUACGGCUAAUCGAUGGAUGCCGCUUGGUGGUGACGCCUAUAACAAAAAUGCUUGGUGGCAAAUCGGUUGCAGAGCAGUUAAGAACCGGAGAAGUAACUACAAGUUUCUUGGUUGGAAAGCGAAUUACAUCCAUGGUUAACUACAUGGAAUACGUGUGUCUUUCAAUCGACGAGGACAUUCGGGCUAACAGUGGAUUCAUGGUCGACGGUGAGGAGAUCACAUAUGGUCAAUACUAUCAACAACGAUAUGGAAGGAAACUAGAUGAGAAUAAACCGUUUCUGAAGGCUCGACUUGCUAGCGGCGACGUCGUCCACUUGCCAGCCGAAUAUUGUCACUUCGCAAAAGUGUUCCCCGGCCGGACUCUGGAAAAGAAAACAAUAGACGCUUAUCGUUUCUCUCUAGUGACUGAAGGACAAUUCUUUGCUCUUCAGAAUCUACUCAAAGAAUUCGACAAUGCAGUGUUGUCAAAGUAUUUGGCUCAACAAAAAGUUACGAUUGGAAAGGAUCUUCUCAAAGAUAAAGCUUUUGCGCUUUCGCCUUGCAAAGUUGAAUUGAAAGUCGAAAAUAUCAAGUUGGAUCGGAUUCUCGUGAUACUACCUAAAGGACAAGAAGAAAUCCGGGACCAAUUUCUGGACUUUGCCCAGCAAUUUAAAAAGAUAGCAAACACGAUGAACAUUAAUGGAAUAACAAUGGCACUCGCGGAUUACGAAUUAGGACCACGUUUUGAAGAAUCACUGGCAAGCGCUUUACAACAAGGAGUUUCUUUGGCGCUCGUCGUGGUGCCGGAUGAUCCUGUCAUUUAUGCCAAGGUGAAAUGUGUCGGCGUGCACAGCGAUGGCUAUGUUGCAACUCAAGUUUUGACUUUUGAUACAUUGCGCAAAGCUUCAGAAGGGGAUAAAUCAUUUGUCGAAAGCAUGGUGCAAAACGUUGUUUGUCAAGUCAUUGCAAAGUUGGCACCAGUCUCUUGGGUGACACCAUCACUUCAGAUGGGCAACACGAUGGUUAUUGGAUUAUCUGUGGGACCUAAACGUUAUGACUCGAACGGAAACGGAAAGCAAAACUUUGGCCUCAUCUCAUCUUUGAACGACAAGUUUACUCUCUGGACUUCACGCUGCCACGAAAAUUACGACGAGAAGCGUCUGUCAACAACUUUGAAAAAGGCAUUGAGAAGCUACAAGGAAACGCAUUAUACCCUGCCCACUGCUAUUUUGAUUUUUCGGGAAGGUCAAUCAGAGAAACUGACAAUGGCCCAGGAGGUUGAAACUAUUCAAAAGGCGAUAGAAAUGGUUCGUGAAGUACUUACCUUCGAGCAACAGAUCAAAUUCGCAGUGCUUUCCGUCAACAAAUCAGCAAAAAUCUACGCCGAGAUAUUGCCAUCGAUUGUAGUGAAACAACUAUCUUCAGUUGCAUAUGUUGAAACGGGAACCGGAUUCGAUCUCAUCUGUGGAGGCAAAGAUUCCGUUGAAGUUUGCGAAUAUACGAUGAUUUACGACGGUUUCCGCGUAGGAACAGAGCAGUACGCAGAUCUUGCUUCAAAGCUCUCAUACGGCUAUCCUGGAGGAUGUGGCCAGCCGAGUGUCUACCCAAGCCCUGUCCAAUGUGCUAUCAAGCUGCGCAACUUCAUCAGUACAGUCGGAUACGAUAAAAACUAUUGCCUUGUUCGUUUGCGAAGUAUUCACACUGGUUCUUCAUUGAUGAUCCGAAACGUGCUUGGGCCAUCAACGAGUACAGAUUUGCACGAACCGCCGACAAAUGUUGCCAGCAAGGUUGCUGAGGUUUUCUUGACGGCUGGACACGCUUUUCAACGACUUGGGGACCUAACACUACAGUUGCAUAACGCUGAGGAUGUUGAGGAAAGUAAAUGGUCGGAAGGGGAUGUUGAAGCACUACGGGAAUCGUUGACGAAAUUCGCUCACGAAUUGGAUACAAUUAGCGAACGCGUGCAAAGCAGAACGAUGCAAAUCAUUAAAACGGAUAUAAAGAGGCGGAUGGUGAUACCAACGGAAACGAUUCCCCGCGUUGGCAUGCAAUCAUCAUCCGGGUCAACUCUGACCGGUUUGAAGCGACCAGCAGGUGGCCCGCUACAGAUGCAACCCUCAAUGGCGCCCAAGAGAUUAAUUCCCUUCUCAAAACCACCCGGCUUUUCAACUGCUCCCGUGUCAAGGAUAAGCUCCGGGUCCUACUCAAAUCAACCGAUACGAACAAACAAUUCAACGACUUUCUCGAGCCCGCGUCUUUCACAACAAGUCGGCUCCUCUUUAUCGUCACACGGCUCGUCUUCACAGCAAAGGCCUAUGCCAAAUGAACAAUAUUUCUCCAGUCAAGGUGCCUACAUUCAAAAUGGA